Cuscuta campestris is the source of this 792-nucleotide messenger RNA. Lineage: Eukaryota; Viridiplantae; Streptophyta; Magnoliopsida; Solanales; Convolvulaceae. The record is from the annotation of a GenBank genome assembly.
UCAGGGCAUAACUCCAACAAUCUCCCACUUGCACUAUGGCCAAUCUGGCAUCGGUCUAAUGCCCAUGGACCUAGUGUGACCCUCAUGCUUUAGCUUUCCUAAAGGCUUGGUCAGGGGAUCGGCUAUGUUGUCGUCAAUUCUUAUGCCAAAGACAUAACUAGCAUCCCCUAAGUCUUUCAUGGAGAAGUUCUCGCUCAACCACGUCUUUACAGAAGUGAGAGCGGGAAUAUCGUUACCCAUUAACAAUAUGUCAUCGACAUACAAGAUUAGGAAUACUAUUACACUCCCACUGACCUUCUUGUAUACACAAGAUUCGUCAGAGUUCUUCUUGAAACCAAAACUGGAAAUGGUUUCGUCGAAACGUAUGUACCAACUCCGAGAUGCUUGUUUCAAUCCGUAGAUUGAACAAAAUUUUGCAAACUAGGUUAUCUAUCAUGUUUAAUAAUUAAUUAGGCCUUUAAUUAAUUAUCUCCCACUAUUUUUAACAAAUCAAUAACCCUCGAUAUUGAUUCGGAGCUUUCCGGCGAAACCUCUAGUGGGCCAAGAUCCAUAUUUCAUUAUCUUGCGUUCCGCUUGGGCGUUACUCCACAAGACAACUAUUUAGGUAGGAACAUAGUUCCAACUGAUGAGCCGGGCUCUCAGCUCUUGGUCUGGUGUUGGGCGAACAAUAUUACUACAACCGGACUAGGACACCUUUUCACCGUACUUGUAAUUGGCUGAGGCACGUCUUACAAGCAGACUACUUUGGUUAAGAAUAGAGUUCCAAUUAAAUCAUAAAGAUCCAACUCCUGG